ACAGGCAGAGGCAGCAUAUCUCUCAGCUGGAACAGAGAAUACGAGAGAGUGAGAUGAAAGCACACGGCACUCUUUUAAGCCAGACCAGUUCUUACAACGAUAUGUGCCUGAUCAGGUUGCAGGACCUUCAGCGAGAAGUUACUUUCUUGAGAGCCCAAUUUGCAGAGAAGACAGAGUCUUCUGGUCGUGAGAAGGCAGAGUUGGAGAAGAAAUUGUGUGCUGUGGAGGCAGAAAAUAAAGCGCUCAGAGAAGCUAUAAAGGAGGCAGCCCAAAGGCAAUCAGAUGAAUUGAACAGACAAGAGGAACGAGUGAAAGGAAGGGAAAGGCAUAUUAAUUCUUUGAAGAAAAAGUGCCAGAAAGAGGCAGAGCAGAACAAGGAAAAGCAGCAGAAGAUUGAGUCUCUGGAGAGAUACAUGGCUGAUCUUCCUACUGUGCAGGACUACCAGAAACAACUGCAUCAGCUGAAGGAACUCCACGAAAAGAAUUACCUUCUGCAGGAACAAGUCAGUGAUCUAGAAAGAAAACUGGCAGAAGCUAGAGCAACCUGUAGAGAGAAUGAAACUAAGCUUGCAGCUGAGAAUUUCAAAGUACAAGAACAUUUGAAUACCAUUGAAAGUUUACAGAGGGAACUAAAAAAGCUGGAAACCACAGACUGGAAAGUGGAAGAAAAGAGGUUAUUACAAGAAGCAGAGGAUUUAAGACGAGAAAUAGAAUCUCAUCAAAAAGAACAGGAAGGCCUAAGAAAGGUGGUGGAAAGCCAAAAGAAAAAGCUGGAGCAGAUGUGCAAUAAAACAAAGGAACUAGAAGAGCAGGUCGGUCAUGAAGAGGGCAUGGGUCAGGCCUUAAAAGAAGAAUCUCAGCGCAAAGAAGCUGCUCUGCAACAACUGAAGACUGCAGUGAAAGAGUUGGCAAUACAAAACCAGGACCUAAUGGAGCGCAAUGUAACCCUGCAAGAGCAGCUGCGGAUGGCAUGUGUAAAGGGACAGCCUACACAGAUGGACUCUAUUCAACUUCUCAAGCUUUUCAAAGAGAUGAAUUGCUGUCAAAAGAACCUACGAUCUAUCUGCACUCUGCUAAGCCAAAGAAUGCAGGGCUCAGACCCUAACCUGUCCAUGUUACUAGGAGUACACUCAACAACAGUUGUAGAAGACCAAGAAGAAUCAUCAGAUUUACUGUCUAUUGAAAGAUAUCUGAACGGAAUAGACCAGCUUAAAAAGGACAUUGAGGAUUUACGUACUACAGUAAGUGACCGUUACGCCCAGGACAUGGGAGAUAACUGUAUUACUCAGUGA
Staurois parvus is the source of this 1292-nucleotide messenger RNA. Lineage: Eukaryota; Metazoa; Chordata; Amphibia; Anura; Ranidae. The record is from the annotation of a GenBank genome assembly.